This is a messenger RNA of Paramecium sonneborni, 453 nucleotides long. Lineage: Eukaryota; Ciliophora; Oligohymenophorea; Peniculida; Parameciidae. The record is from the annotation of a GenBank genome assembly.
AUGAAAAAAUUACCUUAUAGUUAUUAGGAGCUGAAUAUAUUUGAUAACAAAUACAUUAUCAAAUAGUAAUUAAGUUCAGAAUCUUUUAGAAUUGUUUUUCUUCCUAUACAUCAAAUUACUAAAGAAGAGAUGAUGACUGUAAAAUUAGAAAAAGAAUAAUAACAAACAUUAGAUCAAUAAGCUUAUUAUAUGGUAUCUAAGGAAUCAUUAAACUUUAUUGAUUUGGAAGUGAACAAUACUACUAUAUAAUGGUAAUUGAAAUUCUAGACAAAGAUUUAAGCUAAUAUGUAAAAACUUAGAAACAAUUAUCAAUAAAAACUGGUUUACAAUUAUUAGAAUACAUUAUAACAAUAAAAUUAGAUUUAUUCAUAACUAAGGAAUCGUUCAAAGAGAUUUCAAAAUAAAAAAUGUUAUAAUGGGUAAAAUUAAAUCUGUAUAAACCUAUUUAACUGA